CGGACUUGAUGACCGAGAAUUUUAGUCUCCCUCUUAAAAUAAUCUUCAUCCUCGUCGUCCUGAAUAGUCUUUAGAUCCUCAAAUAUUCGAAAGAAAUCUCAAAAUGGGUGGCAACAACAACACAGUGGGUGCCUACUACGCACCGAAGGGCGGCUUGCCCCCACAAACCCAAAUCCUCACUGACCGGGCCAUGUUCACCGAGUCUUACGCCGUCAUCCCUAAAGGCUGCUUCAGCGACAUUGUCACCAGCUUCCUCCCAUUCUGGGAGCAAACACGACUAUGGGUUAUUGCUCGCCCACUUUCGGGCUUUGCUGAGACAUUCUCUCAGUACAUCAUGGAGGUUCAACCAGGCGGUGGCAGUGACCGUGCUGAGAUGGAUGACACUGCUGAGAGUGUCUUGUUCGUUGUCGAGGGUGAAAUCACCGUUACACUAGCUGGCGAAGCUCACACUCUUUCAUCGGGAGGUUAUGCCUUCCUCCCUCCCAAGAGCGGCUGGACGCUCCGCAACAACUCUAGCGAGCCAGCUCGUUUCCACUGGGUCCGCAAAGCCUACGAAUCUGUCCCUGGACUUGAUGCACCCGAGGCCUUCUUCGCGAAUGAGAAGGAUAUUGAGCCCAGAGAAAUGCCCGAUACGAAUGGAGCUUGGGCGACAACGCGCUUCGUUGACCCUACCGAUGUUCGACAUGACAUGCAUGUGAACAUUGUGACUUUCCAGCCUGGUGGUAUCAUUCCCUUCGCUGAGACACAUGUGAUGGAGCACGGUCUUUAUGUGCUUGAGGGAAAGGCUGUUUACCGACUGAAUCAGGAUUGGGUCGAGGUUGAAGCUGGUGACUUUAUGUGGCUGCGAGCUUUUUGUCCCCAAGCUUGCUAUGCUGGUGGACCUGGCAAGUUCAGAUACUUGUUGUACAAGGAUGUAAACCGACACGCGAAGCUAUCUAGGUAGAUACAAUACACAAGAAUGCGGAAGUAUCAUGAUCCUUAUCCCAGACUUACAAAGCGAUUGAAUCGGC
This is a messenger RNA of Fusarium verticillioides 7600, 1010 nucleotides long. Its product is annotated as allantoin catabolism protein. Bases 104 to 943 code for a protein of 279 amino acids. Gene Ontology annotation, molecular function: ureidoglycine aminohydrolase activity. NCBI's taxonomy places the organism in Eukaryota, Fungi, Ascomycota, Sordariomycetes, Hypocreales, Nectriaceae. The record is from RefSeq and is a predicted model, not a curated record. The transcript has a single exon.